CCGGGGGGCUCUGCGCAGCGGGGCUGGCGGUACCGCCGGGCUGCCGCCCGCCCGCGGGCCCGGGGCGCGGCCCCGGGGACAAAAAAUCCGCGCGGGUGUAAAGCUGCCCCGGGCCGGGGCGGGAAAGCAGGUUCCGCCCCGGGGCGGGGCGCCGGGCGGGCAUGCGCAGGCGGUGACCUUCCUCACGUGCGCUGGCGGCCCGGUCACUGCGGCGGGGAGCGCAGCGGCGACAUGGCAGGAAAAGCAUUUAGGAAGUUUCUUCCCCUCUUUGAUCGUGUUCUGGUUGAACGAUGUGCAGCUGAGACAGUAACCAAAGGAGGCAUCAUGAUUCCAGAAAAAGCCCAAGGGAAAGUGCUACAAGCAACGGUAGUAGCAGUUGGCUCUGGAGCCAAAGGAAAGGAUUUCUACAAUUGGCCUGAUGAGUCCUUUGAAGAAAUGGAUAGCACAUUAGCUGUUCAGCAGUAUAUUCAGCAAAACAUAAGGGCAGACUGUUCCAACAUUGACAAGAUCCUUGAACCUCCUGAAGGCCAGGAUGAAGGUGUCUGGAAGUAUGAACAUUUAAGACAAUUCUGCCUUGAGCUCAAUGGACUAGCUGUCAAGCUUCAGAGUGAAUGUCACCCAGACACGUGUACUCAGAUGACAGCAACUGAACAGUGGAUUUUUCUUUGUGCAGCUCAUAAAACUCCCAAAGAGUGUCCUGCUAUAGACUACACCAGACACACACUUGAUGGAGCUGCAUGCCUUCUGAAUAGCAAUAAGUAUUUCCCCAGCAGGGUUAGCAUAAAGGAAUCCUCUGUAGCCAAAUUAGGAUCAGUGUGCCGAAGGAUUUACAGAAUAUUUUCACAUGCUUAUUUUCAUCACCGGCAGAUAUUUGAUGAAUAUGAAAAUGAAACUUUCUUGUGUCACCGGUUCACUAAAUUUGUGAUGAAGUAUAAUCUGAUGUCAAAGGAUAACCUGAUUGUACCUAUUUUGGAAGAAGAAGUGCAAAAUUCAGUGUCAGGGGAGAGUGAGGCAUGAUGGGAAUGGCAAUAGAGAAGCCUGUAUUGAUAUAAACAAAACAUUAAUUACUGUAUAUAUCAGUAUAGACACUUUGAUCACCUAUCUGCAUAGCUUUGUUAGUAUACUUUUUGUAUGCUGUGUGCAUUGCCUUUUAAUAUGGGAAAUACUUUAAGUUAUUCAUGGGCUGUAUAUUCAUCAAUGUGGCACUCAUGGUUUUCAAAUAAAAGUAGUAGUAUCUGUUUAUAAUGCCUGUUAAUAAAACAAUUUACAGUUCUCUAAAAUUGCUGCUAAACAAUCAUUGAAUCACAAUCCUGAACAUGAGUCUGAUUUGGUGGGAAAAAAGUGAGAUUAAGAUUUCACAGCAAGCCAUUUUUUUAAUGCAGUAACUGUAUUAAGUCUUAGUUCAAUGAUUAUCACCUUAAAUAUGUAGUUUUGCAGGUAGUUUCUUGCAAUGUAGCUGAUUCCUAAUUUAGCUUGUAUUUUUUUUACGAUGGCUUUGAAGAUUUACUUUUGGAUGUGCAUAUUCCUGUAUGUGUAUAUCCAAAUACUAAUAGCAUCUAUAGUAUUAAUACCAAAAGGACAAUUCCACUAUGCUAUUGAAUAUAUAUAUAUUCUUCAGAUACAGCUAAUGCACCUUCUGAACUUGUUUUUUUGUUACCAGUGGAGGUUAGUGUACAGCAGGGGAACAGGUUCUGUCCUGUGAAGGCAGACUUCUGCUGUUCUGUAGUCCAGUCCACAACUUCUCCAAAGAAUAACUGGCAGAGAAGUCAGUGGCUUAUACCUGUGCAUAUUUAUGGCAACUGCUUACAGAGUAUACCUCAUAAAUAUUCAUGUUACACUACAUAACACACUAGCAGAGUCUUUGCUUAUAUUCCUAGUAAAACACUAAGUACCUGAAAUACUGAACCUGAUUCUUUGCAACAGCUAAUAAUGUUUUCAACGUAUGUUGUUUUUCUUUAUUCACCUGAAUGACAUCCUUUGACAGAAAGAUUUGGAUUCAUGCUUCUGUUCCCUAUGUUUAUUUCAAGUUGUGUUUGCAGAUUUGCAGUAACUGACAGUUUCCAUGAGUGCUGCAUAAUUGUGUCAUGUCUAGAACUACAGAAUUAAAUGUUUUAGAGAUGAAUAUAGCAGACAGUGCUAAGCAUACAGGAAUGCAGGGUCUAAAAACACUAGCAGUGUUUUUACAUUAAAUGAAUUCUGCUUAGCUGUUUAAGAAGUUAGCUGGUUGUUUCUCUAUGUGGUUGCCAGGGGCACUUUAUCUCUUUAAGCAGGUCAGAAUGGGCUAACUCAGAUAGUUUCUGUAAUUUACACUGUUUUUUACAUUAUACCUACCUGGAAAGAAGGGAGUCCACCUAUUUUUAAUAAGUCUUUUUUCAUAAUAUACUAAACAUGCCUUAAGUUCUAUUUUUCCUUAUAUGAAUCAAGCACACCUCAAGCAACAGUACCACUGGGAUAUAAAGGGGAUUUGAACAAUGAGAAAAUAGAGAGACUAAGCUUAAUUACUUAAACAGCUGUAUCCUUCAACCAGCUCUUUUUGUCUCAUGUUUAUAAUUGUAUUUAAUUGUCAGCAGGGGAAUUGCAUGAGAUGUUGUCUGAGUGAAAGUAGCUUUAGUUACUGUCUAUACACUUAAAUGUAACUUGCCUUGUAGAGACCAGGUUCUUGAUUUUGACAGAUAUCUUGAAGUUUGUGCUGCAGGUAGGAGGGCUGUAUUCUGGAGGUAGCAAAAGGUAUGUAGUUUAGUUACAGUCAGCUGUAGGACCGUCCAUGAUGUGUUUUUUGGUACAGUCAGUCACUCUAUGUGCUUCUGUUGGCCACAGUGACUGAGACAGGCAAAACAUGUAACUGCUGUUGCUAAUUACAUUUCCUCUACAUAAUCGAAGACAACAACACAGUGCUUGGGUCUGCAAUGAAAUUUUAAACUUUUCUUCCUCUUAAUCCUUCAAGAGUUUCACUGCAGAACAAAAUGUGUGAAGUUUUAAUCCUGUUUAUUCUCAGAUUUGCACUGUAAAGUUGACUUGCUGUACUAAAACUGAUUUUAUAUAAGGCCUAAGUGAAACACUGCUUGUAUUUUCCCUUGCUGUUGUUUACAUGAGUACUGUGUACACAGAUGUGCCUGAAUGGUACCAUACAACUUCAGUUAACCUAAACGAACCAUAGAUUUGUCUAAUAAAUAUUAACAGGUUUAUUUAGACUCUACAUAAUAGGGAAAACAAGACUGUCUUUCCAUUAUAUUAUGUAAAAAAAGAUAAAAUUAAACUUUAUCCAUACCACUA
Apus apus (common swift) is the source of this 3273-nucleotide messenger RNA. RefSeq names its product MOB-like protein phocein. The transcript has 9 exons. Bases 232 to 1017 code for a protein of 261 amino acids. Gene Ontology annotation, cellular component: mitochondrial matrix; cytoplasm. NCBI's taxonomy places the organism in Eukaryota, Metazoa, Chordata, Aves, Apodiformes, Apodidae. Gene Ontology annotation, molecular function: protein-folding chaperone binding; metal ion binding; protein folding chaperone. The record is from RefSeq and is a predicted model, not a curated record.